This is a messenger RNA of Cucumis melo (muskmelon), 2380 nucleotides long. RefSeq names its product BTB/POZ domain-containing protein POB1-like. Lineage: Eukaryota; Viridiplantae; Streptophyta; Magnoliopsida; Cucurbitales; Cucurbitaceae. The coding region runs from base 364 to 2025 and encodes 553 amino acids. Gene Ontology annotation, biological process: response to red light. The record is from RefSeq and is a predicted model, not a curated record. Gene Ontology annotation, molecular function: protein binding. Gene Ontology annotation, cellular component: nucleus. The transcript has 6 exons.
GUUGUUAGGGGCGCCCUCCCUCCCUCCCUCUUAUUCCCAAGUAACCAAACAAAUUGCUAACGAACCAUUUUGUUAAACUUUCUUCUUCUUCUUCUUCUUCUUCUUCAAAGGGCGCCUCGUUACCGCUUUUACUUCUUCUGCUUCUCUCUCUCUGAAAACAAUUCUCCCUCUCUCUCCCCCAACGCUUCUCAAUUGCUAAGGCCUCAAUCCAAUCCUCACUAUCCUCCUUCAAACUGAAAUGUAGCGUAUUUCCAUUUUUUUUGGCCUUCCAAUUCUUUUUUGUUUGAUUCUGUAGAUUUAGGGUUUUUUUUCUCUCUCUCUUUCUGUUGGUUUUUGGGGGUUCAGUGGGGGGGUGGGAGAAAGAUGAAGGAUUUGAACUCUGAUAUUUUUGACCCCACCGCCGGGAUGGAUUCUGAUUAUUCUCGUGCCUCUUGCGCUUCAUCAUCCGACGCCGAUUUUGGUUUCGCUUUUAACGAUAGUAAUUUCUCUGAUCGUUUGUUACGGAUUGAGAUUAUGGGGGAACCGCCCGAGUCCCGUCCCGAUUCCGUUGGAUGUACUAGCAUCCUCGAUUGGGCCAGACGGAAGAGAAGAAGAGAGGAUUGCAAGAAGGAUAACGUUGUUGAUCUAAACGGAUGCCCCGAGGAGCAAGUUUUAAAUGGAAGCCAACCCGAUAUGGACGACGCCAUACCUUGUGACAAUUUAGACGAUGAACCUGCUCAAAUGAUCGAAGAGUUACAUUCAGGUGACGAAGCUGCAAAUGGCGACGAAUCAAGCUGGGGGAUGGAUUGCUCGACUGUUAUUAAAGUUAAAACACUGCACAUCAGCUCCCCAAUUUUGGCUGCCAAAAGUCCUUUUUUCUAUAAGCUGUUCUCUAACGGGAUGAGGGAGUCUGAACAGCGGAAUGUGACCUUACGAAUUACUGCCUCAGAGGAAGCUGCACUAAUGGAGUUGCUGAAUUUUAUGUAUAGUAAUACCCUAUCUUGUAGCACUGCUUCGGCUUUGCUCGAUGUGCUUAUGGCUGCAGACAAAUUUGAAGUUGCUUCAUGCAUGAGAUAUUGCAGCAGACUUUUGCGAAACUUGCCCAUGACACCUGAGUCUGCAUUGCUGUAUCUAGAGCUCCCAUCCAGUGUCUUAAUGGCUGAAGCAGUCCAACCUUUGACCGAUGCAGCAAAGCAGUAUCUUGCUGUUCGCUACAAGGACAUUACCAAGUUCCAGGAGGAGGUUAUGGCAUUGCCUCUUGCAGGAGUGGAAGCAAUACUUUCCAGUGACGAUCUUCAAGUUGCAUCAGAGGAUGCAGUAUACGACUUCAUCCUGAAGUGGGCUAGAACACAGUAUCCAAAGUUGGAGGAGAGACGAGAAGUGUUAGGGGCUAGACUUGCUCGUUAUAUUCGAUUCCCCUUUAUGACAUGUCGAAAGCUUAAGAAAGUUCUGACUUGCAAUGACUUUGAUCAUGAUGUUGCUUGCAAACUUGUGCUUGAGGCCCUUUUUUUUAAGGCAGAGGCUCCUCACCGGCAGAGAAUUUUAGCUGCUGAUGAGGCAUCUACCUCAAACCGCCGCUUCUUUAUCGAGAGAGCUUAUAAAUAUCGUCCAGUCAAGGUUGUUGAGUUCGAUCGUCCUCGGCAGCAGUGUGUGGUAUACCUGGACCUAAAGCGGGAAGAGUGCGCAAAUUUGUUUCCGUCGGGUAGAGUGUAUUCUCAGGCAUUCCACUUGGGUGGACAAGGUUUUUUUCUUUCGGCUCACUGCAACAUGGAUCAGCAAAGCUCAUUCCAUUGUUUUGGGCUUUUCUUGGGAAUGCAGGAAAAAGGAUCAGUAUCUUUUGCAGUUGACUAUGAAUUUGCUGCAAGAUCAAAGCCAACGGAGGAGUUCGUAAGCAAAUAUAAGGGCAAUUACACGUUCACUGGAGGCAAGGCAGUUGGGUAUAGAAACUUGUUUGCAAUACCAUGGACUUCUUUCAUGGCGGAAGACAGUCACUACUUUAUUAAUGGAGUCCUCCAUCUUAGAGCUGAACUUACCAUCAGGAGCUGAACUUUCAUUGACCACGAUAAGUUUGAUUUGUUUUGUUUCUAAAAAGUAUCCAAGGGCUGUGUGGUCUAGGUGUGUCUAACCAUCUAAUCUUUUGUAUGGGUUUCUUUUCCCCUUUUGACAUCGUUCCCUCUUCUCGACGAAGGCGAUGUAAUAGUAAAGCUGUUUUUAUUAGUGAUACUUGAGUGGAUCUCAAGUAUUUUAUACCAAAAUCUCUCGGGAUAUUGCUUUACUUUUCUUCUCCAUACUUAACCAUCAACGUUUGUAACCUGGACUUGUGGCAUCCUUAGAUCUUUGAAAUGUAUUUGGUAGCCUUAGAAACUUGAUUGAUCUAUUGAUAUUGUGAUUAUUAUUAUUA